Hydractinia symbiolongicarpus is the source of this 3298-nucleotide messenger RNA. Its product is annotated as zinc finger protein Gfi-1b-like. NCBI's taxonomy places the organism in Eukaryota, Metazoa, Cnidaria, Hydrozoa, Anthoathecata, Hydractiniidae. The coding region runs from base 1219 to 2991 and encodes 590 amino acids. The transcript has 3 exons. The record is from RefSeq and is a predicted model, not a curated record. Gene Ontology annotation, cellular component: nucleus.
GCAGAAUAAUUAAAUCGCGCAUAUGAGAAUUGCCAGGGAUUUUUUUCUGUCAUAGGCUGACCAAUUAAUUUUUGAGAAAAACUAGAAAUGACUGAUAUGGGGUACAAUCGUUAAACUUUAGUGUUGAGUUUUUAUUCAAAAGUGUUAGUUAGAAGGUGAUGGCGUAUAUUGGUACCAAGGAAGAGGGCAAAAGAAAGUACAGUUUGAUCAAGAAAUGAAGCUAAACUUUGGGGAGUUAAAUGACUAACAGGUGAAAUAAAUCUGAAGAAAUGUUCUUAAUUAUUCAGGAUGCGAAGUGAACCAUAUUGGUGGUAGAACAAAUACUGACCUAACAUUUAAAAAAUUGGUGCUUUGAUGCCAUUCUGAAAGUAUAUGUAGGUGUGUAUUUUAAGGACCAGAAUAACGUAACUCUAUGCGCUCCUUGUACAAGUAAAAUUUGGAAAUUCGUCCAAUUAAAAUACUACUUGUACUACUGAAUACUAGAGGUUGCAGAGAGCAUGAAAAGAAUUGUACCUAUUAUAUGCUAAGUUUCCAGUUCAGAGUUAUGCCCCACAACAUGUUUGUAGCUAUAGAUCAGAAUUUGUUUCAGUAUGUAUGGCCAGUAUGGUUUAAUCCCUUUGCUUUCGACAACGGAUGGGAACAGAUGUACCGUAAUAUGCUUUUUUAUGCUUAUAUUAUUCUAGACCUUCAUGUACUUACUUUCGCCAAUAAAUUUUUAUUUUUAACCUCAAAAGUUUUAUAGCUACAUGCUUAAAUUUCUCUCCAUUUUAAGCCUAUGCUUAUAAGGCUUACGUGUACAACGUAAAAAAACAAGUUCUCAUAAUGAAGAUUCGUGAAGAUUUGAAAAGAAGAGGAAACACAAAGUUGAAGCAAAUAAUCACAAAAGGAAGAAGAAUAACAGUUCGGUGUAUUUGUAUUCGUUUGAAAGUCUAUUCAACGAUUCAACAAGUUUUGUUCCAUAAUAAAUCAACAAAUUCUAUAUUUACUGAAACUUUUUUGAGUUGUUAUGAACGCCAUAUAUUUUUAUUGCGUUCGACUUUUUUUCUUCUAUUUGAAGAGUAGCGAAAUUAAAAUUUUGUCUCUAAGCAACCAACAAAGAUCAGUGGAGAGAAUUUUCAUCCUUCUAUACUUCUUAUUUUUGUUUGGGUUGGUUUUUACCAAUCUUUAUUUGCCGAGAAAACUUCCAGUAAAAAGACUUUUAUACCGCCGUCCAGUUAGAUGAUGAAUUUGCAGGGCAGAGCACGUGCUAAGAGCGUGCCACUUGUAAAUGCACAUACGAAGGAGAGUGGAGCGACAGGCUGGAUAAAAUUCAACAGUUUUCAUGGAACAACCGUUAUUGUUAAAAGGUCGGCCGUCAUAUCACGAUGUCGCACAAAAGCGAAAGAGAAAUAUCGGAAGAAGAUUCUGCGGCAAGAAUUUCGCGUAAGAAGCCGAAGUCUAGAAGAUUUACAUAAGUUUAAAGAACACAAUAAGGAUAAUCCUACUAAAGAAACGAUCUUGCAUAAAUACGGGUACAAGCUGAUUGAUUCAGCAGUAUACGAACGAGCAAGGUCACCAGAAGAGGCACAACUCGUUCAAACAAACAAAACAAGUUGCACAGCAAGUAAAAUCAUGACGUUAUAUAUGAACAAACAUUACGAACAGGGACAGUUGUUGUCACCCGUUAGUUUACAGAAGGGUUUGCUGACUCUGAAAGAAGAAGACCACCGACAUGCAGACGACACUGAGGUAUUUCUUCACGACGACGAUGUCGAUUCCGCACGUGAUAAAUCAUUUUUUGAUUUGUCAAGCGUUGCGAACUCAAAUAUGUCGAUGUUUAAUGGGAAUCAAAAUCCACAUUAUGUGUAUCAAUCUUCUAAUGGUAGCUGGAAUGAAAUGAUGGGUGACUACGACGAACAUGAAAACGACAAUAUAACAGUCUCGAGUAGUGUUAAUAACCUACCUGGAAACACUAGUCAGUAUUCAUUUUCCACAUUCAACGAUCCCGUGUUUACAUUUAAAGAUACACACGAUAAUCAUUCACCAACAGUUUCACCGCCUAACAGUCUUCCUAUAUCAAAACCACCGCCGUUACCUGCACUCAUCCUUACAGAUAAAUCACCAACAAGAUAUAGCGAUAAAACGUCUCCAGCCGGUGUUUUGACUCCUUUAACACCACUGGGAGGAGUGUCAGGAUUGGGAUCCACAUUUGGUAGCCCUACUCAUUCUAGUGCGUUCACACAAAUCAACGCAACAAGGGAGUACACAAGCUACAAGGAUAGUACGUACACAUCUUACGGUAAACAAAAUGACUAUGUGACGUCACCAAAUAACGAUAUGAACCAAGUUGGACAUUUACCCACGAUGAUGCAUAGAAGUACUAGUUUUACAGACUUAAAUUACUCUGCACAACAACACGAAAUGCUAUCCAAUCCUAUGUUUUUACAACAAUCAAGAAUUUGUAGUCCGAGUAUGACUCCGUUUGUAAAGUAUAACUACCAACAAUGUGCAAAUCCGGACGUUUUGAAUAGCUUAUAUCAACAAGAAGCACACAUUAAUAUGCAAUUUGGCGGAAAUAUGUCCAACAUGGGAUUUCUACCUUCAAAUUCAUCCAAUGAGGCGAUGGCUAUGAACAAUGUCAUGGCAGGACCGAUCAGUCCCCAUGGUGGUAUGUUACCUGAUAAACUGAAAAUAUCCGGCUGUAACGAAGACAUCGUAAAUGAUUUGAACUCAAAAAAAGUUGGAAAUAAGGGGUAUUUAUGCGAACUGUGCGGAAAAUUAUAUACAAGAAAAUACGGACUUAAAAUUCACAUGAGAAUUCAUACUGGAUUCAAACCGCUGCGUUGCAAAUAUUGCUCGAAACGUUUUGGAGAUCCAUCCAAUAUGGCGAAACAUAUUCGCCUUCAUGCUGUCGGCGACACUCCGUACAAAUGUCAGUUUUGCGCUAAAGUAUUGGUACGACGUCGUGAUUUGGAUCGUCAUAUUAAAUCUCGACAUCCCACUGGUCAAUAAAACUUUCAAAAUGUAAAUAUAGUUAUAUUAAAGAAAUUAUCAGAUUAUAAAUAGUGUAUAUAUGAACAAGGUCUUGAUUUUACUUUCCGUUUUGGGAAAAAUUUUCGUAUAGUUAUGUGUAUCGGUCGAGAUUUUUUUACCGGCGUUAUUUUACAUCUUUUCUUAAGAUGUGAGAUUUACUACAAAGCUUUCUAAGUUUAACUGUUUUAAAUUUUUAAACAGAGUAAUUUUUUAUUCUUUUUUUGUUGAUGUUGUUUUACAUUUAAAAAAGCAGCAAAAUAUUUUAUCUGUGAGAUAGAAAUAAUUG